AUGUACAUUUCUCUCAUUAUUCUUUCAUGUUUAUGUCUGAAUUCGAUUUAUGCUAUGAAAUCAUCUAAAAAAUGCCCAACUGCUCAAAUUAAUGAUAAAGAAGCUAUGAAAGAUUUGGUUGAACUCAUAAUAGAUGUCCAUAAAGGAUCAAACGUAUUCACUCCCAAUUUCAAAAUGAUAUUUUUCGAUCAGGAUAAGCCUAUGUCAAGUGAAGAGUGGAUUAAUAGUUUGAAACAAAAUGGGCCAACUCGAGUUAAUUUUAAUAAUUCAACAGCUUUCAGUAAGGGGAAUCUAAGAUGCUAUCAUAUUCAAUCAAUAGAUUCGAAAUCGAAGCAUAGUAUUAUGUUGAAAAGUUUGAGACAAGUUGAUGGUUUUUGGAAAUAUACAGAUGGUAUGGAUAAUGUUGAACAACUUGGGAAUUCUUAUCAUUAUGAUGAAGAAGCUGGAACAUCUUCUGGAGGAGCUUCUAGUUCAGCUAAAUCUAUUUGA
Molecule: messenger RNA, 489 nt
Organism: Caenorhabditis angaria
Lineage: Eukaryota; Metazoa; Nematoda; Chromadorea; Rhabditida; Rhabditidae
Source: the annotation of a GenBank genome assembly